This is a messenger RNA of Chiloscyllium plagiosum (whitespotted bambooshark), 1956 nucleotides long. RefSeq names its product cytochrome P450, family 1, subfamily A (gene cyp1a). The record is from RefSeq and is a predicted model, not a curated record. Gene Ontology annotation, biological process: progesterone metabolic process; hormone biosynthetic process. Lineage: Eukaryota; Metazoa; Chordata; Chondrichthyes; Orectolobiformes; Hemiscylliidae. Gene Ontology annotation, molecular function: oxidoreductase activity, acting on paired donors, with incorporation or reduction of molecular oxygen, reduced flavin or flavoprotein as one donor, and incorporation of one atom of oxygen; heme binding; steroid 17-alpha-monooxygenase activity.
GCCUGUGCUUCUUGCAGUGCUAGCCGUUAGCUCCAACUUGCAAUUUGCCAAGUUCAGCGCGGACACUACCUUGAAGAGGGGAGCAGGUUAAGAUGAUCAGGAGCCUUGGUGCUGGGCUGCUGGCCUUGUCGGUCACCGAGGUGCUGCUGGGUCUCGCCGUCUUCUCGCUCAUCUUCCUGGUGAUCCACAGGCGCCGGAUCCGAAUCCCCCAGGGGCUUCAGGAGCCGCCGGGUCCGUCCAGCCUGCCCCUGAUCGGCAGGAACCUGCAGCUGGGACCGAACCCGCACCUGAGACUGACCGCCCUGAGCAAGCAGUACGGAGACAUCUUCCAGAUUCAGAUCGGGAGCCGGCCGGUGGUGGUACUGAGCGGGCAGGACACGCUCAAGCAAGCGCUCAUCAAGCAGGGAGAUGGUUUCGCCGGGAGGCCGGAUCUCUACAGCUUCAGGUUCAUCAACGACGGCAAGAGCCUGACCUUCAGCCAAGAGAACUCCGAGGUGUGGAGGAUCCGUCGGAAGCUGGCGCAGAGCGCGCUGCGCACCUUCGCCACGGACGAGUGCAGGAACUCCACGCACUCGUGCCUGCUGGAGGAGCAUGUGAGCGGCGAGGCGCAGCACCUGAUCGGCAUCUUCACCGAGCUGACCCGGAGCCGCGGCGCCUUCGACCCGGUCCGCUACAUCGUGGUGUCGGUGGCCAACGUCAUCUGCGCCCUGUGCUUCGGUAAGCGGUACGCCCACGACGACCAGGAGUUCCUCAGCGUCCUCAGCGUGGCCGACGAGUUCGUGAAGGUCGCGGCGUCCGGUAACCUGGCCGACUUCAUCCCCAUCCUCCGCUUCCUGCCCGGCUGCUCCAUGAGGAAAUUCAUCAACAUCAACAUCCAGUUCACGAACUUCAUCAAGAAGAUUGUCACGGAACAUUACAACACCUUUGACAAGGAUAAUAUACGCGAUAUAACCGAUUCCCUGAUCGAUCACUGUCAGGACAAAAAAAUGGACGAGAAUGCCAACAUUCAGAUAUCUGAUGAAAAAAUCGUCAGCCUGGUUAAUGAUCUAUUUGGAGCUGGUUUUGACACCAUAACCACAGGGCUGUCCUGGACUAUUAUGUACUUGGUUAAAUAUCCUGACAUUCAGAAGCAAGUGCAAAAGGAAAUAGAUGAGAACAUUGGCAGAGCUCGAAGCCCACAGAUAUCGGACAAGUUACUACUGCCAUAUACAGAAGCUUUCAUAUUGGAGACCUUCCGCCACUCGUCCUUUGUCCCGUUCACCAUUCCUCACUGCACAACAAAAGACACAACGCUGAAUGGAUAUUUUAUACCUAAAAAUACAUGUGUUUUUGUGAACCAGUGGCAAGUGAAUCAUGACUCGUCACUCUGGAAAGACCCAUUUAGUUUCUGCCCACAACGGUUCUUAAACCCUGAUGGAAAAAGCAUCAACAAAGCAGAAAGUGAAAAGUUGCUACUGUUUGGCAUGGGAAAAAGGAGAUGUAUUGGAGAGUCCAUUGGCCGCAUAGAAAUCUUCUUGUUUUUCACUGCUCUUGUCCAACAGCUGCAAUUCGAGAAAAAGCCAGGUCAGGACAUUGAUAUGACCCCACAGUAUGGAUUGACUAUGAAACACAAGAGAUGUGAAGUGCAAGUGGUGCACCGUUUCCCAGCUACUGAAUGACCUGACAGUGUCUUAAUUCUGCAAGAGCUAAAUAAAGAAGUGAACUCUAUAUUUUUGGAGAUUACAAAUACAUACCAAUGGUAUGAGGGAAUAGUUAUACCUUAAAUUGUAUGUUCUGUUAUAAUUAAUGUAUUAUGCUGUUGUGCCACUGAUGCCUUGUAUUUAAAAUACCAAUGAAGAAUUAUCUUACCGUAUAAGCAGAGCCAAAGAGUAAAGAAAAUGAAGUUUGAGAAGCUGUGUUCAAAUGUAACUCAUGUAACAAUGUAUUUUUUAAAGUAUAAAAGAUUUCACUAUUUUA